Arachis stenosperma is the source of this 795-nucleotide messenger RNA. RefSeq lists its product as uncharacterized. The record is from RefSeq and is a predicted model, not a curated record. The transcript has a single exon. NCBI's taxonomy places the organism in Eukaryota, Viridiplantae, Streptophyta, Magnoliopsida, Fabales, Fabaceae. The coding region runs from base 1 to 795 and encodes 264 amino acids.
AUGGGAUUGGGGCAUAACUUUUUGGAGGAGCAACCUCCUCUAUACCAUAUUGAACAAAGCCUUCACCAAUAUGCAUAUCCAAACCUAGGAUAUGGUGGAUUUCACUAUGACUAUACCCCUCCACCACUAUAUACCUAUGACCCCUACCCUCAACACAACCCUCAAUCACCAUAUUUUCAAACAUUGCACCACCACACCUAUACACCCCCUUACAUACCACCUCAAGAUACCUUCCAACAUGAAUCACCUCCCACAUAUACAACCUUUUUCCCAACUAAUGAACCUUCCCUCUUACCUAAUGGUGAAGCUUUCUCACCCUUGGCCCAAGACCAUCAAGACCUUCAAGCCUUUCUCCAAGAGCAAGAAGAAUUCCGAAGGACACAAGGGCAAUUUGUGGCAACCAUAGCCAAAGCGGUGAACCGUUUAGUCCUCCUACGCUCAUCCAAUCAAAAUACUUCUCUUGAAGAAUGUGAAGGAUCAACUAAAGAUUGGAGUGAAGAGGAGAAUAUGGAGCCUCAAGGGAAAGAAGAAGGGUUAGAGCUUGAAGUGCAACUAGAGGAAGAAAGGGAAGUAUGUGAACCAGAGGAGAGAAAGGAGGAAUUGAAAGAGGUUGAUCAAGAUGAGGAUUCCAUCAUUCAUGAUUUUUUGUCCUCCUUGAUCAAUCCCCUUGAUGAUCCUAAUGAGACUAUUCCCAUUGAGUUUGAGAGAGACAUGGAGGUAGACUUCUCACAACCUCCUUGUUAUGAUUUGAGUGAUGGGAAAGAGGAAGUUGGUAAGGAAGUAACUCCGUUCUAA